Molecule: messenger RNA, 1796 nt
Organism: Talaromyces stipitatus ATCC 10500
Lineage: Eukaryota; Fungi; Ascomycota; Eurotiomycetes; Eurotiales; Trichocomaceae
Product: Phe-inhibited DAHP synthase AroG
Exons: 2
Coding region: 676-1488 (270 amino acids)
Biological process (GO): aromatic amino acid biosynthetic process
Cellular component (GO): cytoplasm
Molecular function (GO): 3-deoxy-7-phosphoheptulonate synthase activity
Source: RefSeq, a predicted model, not a curated record
GAUGCAAUGAAUUCUCACUGAGCUGUGAAAGUGACAAUUCAGCCCAAAGAUAUAUCUUGCAGGUGAAAAAACUUCAAUCUGUGUGUCUCAGCAAAAGAAAAGAAUCCGAGUGAAGUCAUACGUCAUUACUAGAAACGGACUAGCUCGGAAAGAAAUCUUUAAUUUAUCAGGGCCCCGCAUUGAUUCUUACGCCUGUGAGUCAAACAACUUCGCUUCACCAAACACCACAAUUAUCGCAAUGGAGUCUGCUCUGGUAUUUUCAUUCCUGUAUCGCUUUAAACUGAUCAAUGCUAAUUAUCUCAUCUAGUUCUUCAUUGAUAAUCCCAACCUUGGGAACGCCGAUAGCUUGGAGGACCACCGAAGUACGUUUCUCUGAUUUCCCGAAGAUCGAAACACUAUGAACAGAAACAACAAGCUGAUUGAUUAGUCCGUGGCUACAACCCCCUCACCCCCCCAAACCUCCUUCAACAUGAGAUCGCUCUCACCGAAAAGUCGAAAAAGACCGUGUUGCAAGGUCGGAAAGAUGCCGCUGCCGUCGUCAAGGGCACUGACCCGCUAAACCGUCUUCUCGUGAUUAUCGGUCCUUGCUCCAUCCACGACCCCGAGAUUGCUCUCGAGUACUGCGAUCGCCUGCUCAAGCUCAAAGAAAAAUACCAAGAUACUCUCCUCAUUGUCAUGCGCUCCUACCUCGAGAAGCCUCGCACGACUGUCGGCUGGAAGGGAUUGAUCAAUGACCCGGAUAUCGACGGUAGUUUCAAGAUCAACAAGGGUCUGCGCCUGUCCAGACAACUUUUCGUCGAUCUGACUAGCAAGGGUAUGCCAAUUGCCAGUGAGAUGCUGGAUACCAUCUCUCCACAGUACACUGCCGACUGCUUAUCACUCGGCGCCGUCGGUGCUCGUACCACCGAAUCUCAAGUUCACCGAGAACUAGCUUCCGGAUUGUCUUUCCCCGUCGGAUUCAAGAACGGUACCGAUGGUUCGCUAGGUGUUGCUAUCGAUGCCAUUGGCGCUGUUAGACAUCCUCAUCACUUCCUGUCUGUCACAAAACCCGGUGUUGUCGCUAUUGUGGGAACGGAUGGUAACGACGACUGCUUCGUGAUUCUCCGUGGUGGCACCAAGGGAACGAAUUACGACGCUAAAAGUAUUUCCGAGGCAAAGGAGGACCUCACCAAGAAGGGCUUGAGGCCACGUCUUAUGGUCGAUUGCUCACAUGGUAACUCAUUGAAGAACCACAAGAAUCAGCCCAAGGUAGCCGACGUUCUCGCUGAGCAGAUUGCCGCUGGCGAGACCGCUAUCAUGGGAGUCAUGAUUGAGAGUAACAUCAACGAAGGCUCCCAAAAGGUUCCUCCAGAAGGCAAGUCCGGCUUGAAGUACGGUGUCAGUAUCACCGACGCGUGUAUCGGCUGGGAAGACACCGAGUCGGUUCUCGAGAGCCUGGCACAAGCCGUCCAGAAACGUCAAAAAUUGGCCGCCACCAACGGUAACUAAUGAACAAUCGAACGAAACGUCUUUUGUUGUGCACCUAGAUAUGACUUAAUUUUCAGUUUGGUGAAAACGAUAUAAUCAGUUGGGAAAAGUUUCAUGGUUGUUGGUAAUGACACUGUAUCCCGAAAGAGGGACGAUAUAAAAGUUGGAGUUUUUCAAUCCUAUUUUGAGACGUGCAGCUUAGCUUUUUGGGCUUAGAAAUAAAACCGUGUAGACACUAAGACUAUUUGGGCUUAGGGCAAGCAUCGGGUCGGUUUCGUCAUAGCGCAAAGAAAACCCCAAAUGGGAAAACUGACUGUUUUGCUUUCUCG